CAUCCCCAUUCAGGCGUCCCCAGCAUUUAUUAAGGGCUCAGGGCUCCCGCCGCUCACUCUCCCUCUCCUCCGCUCCGGCUCCGCUCCUUGGUGCGGCUCUCCCCGGACUCCUCCCGCCAGCGGUGGGAAGUCGCGCAAGAACUUCGUCUCUCUGCGGCAAUGCAUCUCUGCGCGAUCCUAUUUUGUGUUCUCUGGUCUGCCGUGUGCGCCGAGAACUCGGACGAUUAUGAGCUCAUGUACGUGAAUUUGGACAACGAAAUAGACAACGGACUUCAUCCCACCGAGGACCCCACGCCGCCGUGUGACUGCCGUCGGGAGCACUCCGAGUGGGACAAGCUCUUCAUCAUGCUGGAGGACUCGCAGAUGAGGGAGAGCAUGCUGCUGCAGGCCGCCGACGACCUCCUCCGCGGCGAGCUGCGGGGGCUGCGGGCGGAGCUGGGCCGGCUGGCGGGCAGCCUGGAGAGGCAGUGCGCGCCGGCGGCCCCCGCGCAGGCCGGGCUGGCCCCGGCGCUGGACGCGCUGCUGCAGGCGAGCCACGACGCGGGCCGCAGGCUGGCGCGCCUGGAGGGCGCCGGGGCGCAGCGCCCGGAGGAGGCGGGGGCCGCCCUGGGCGCGGUGCUGGAGGAGCUGCGGCGGACGCGAGAGGACCUCCGCGCCGUGCAGGGCUGGGCGGCCCGGCGCUGGCUGCCCGCAGGCUGUGAAACAGCGAUUUUAUUCCCAAUGCGUUCCAAGAAGAUUUUUGGUAGCGUGCAUCCGGCGACACCAGUGAAGCUCGAGUCUUUUAGUGCCUGCAUUUGGGUCAAAGCCACAGAUGCAUUAAACAAAACCAUCCUGUUUUCCUAUGGCACGAAGAGGAAUCCAUAUGAGAUCCAGCUGUACCUCAGCUAUCAGUCCGUAGUGCUCGUGGUGGGUGGAGAGGAGAACAGGCUGGCUGCUGAUUCUGUGAUUUCCCUGGGAAAGUGGACCCAUCUGUGCAGUACCUGGAACUCGGAGAAAGGGCGCGUGUCCUUGUGGGUCAAUGGUGAACUGGUGGCUACCACUGUUGGACUGGCCACAGGUCACAUUGUUCCUGAGGGAGGAAUACUGCAGAUUGGCCAAGAAAAGAAUGGCUGUUGUGUGGGCGGUGGCUUUGAUGAAACAUUAGCCUUUUCUGGAAGACUCACAGGUUUCAAUAUCUGGGAUCGUGUUCUCAGCAACGAGGAGAUAAGAGAGACGGAAGGAGCAGAGUCUUGUCACAUCCGGGGAAAUGUUGUCGGGUGGGGAGUCACAGAGAUUCAGCCCCAUGGAGGGGCUCAGUAUGUCUCCUAAGUAUUGUGAAACUCUACUUGAAGCCAAAGAAAGAAACUCACAGUUUAAACAUAUGCCAGUUUGGGAAGGUCUAAAAACCACAGUGCAUAUUCAGAACACUUGAGACUCAUGAAGGAGAGAGUUGAGAUCAAUCUUUAUUUAUCUUGGCAAAAUACCGAAUAAACAGUUGAGCAAAGACAUCGGAGAAGGCUUUUGGGGAUAUUGUUACUAGACUUUAUGCCACGGUGCUUUCAAAUUAAUGUUGUGUCUUUGUCAGAUAAACUCUCAAAUAAUUAAAAAGGACUGGGUUGUUGAACAGAAGGACAAUUGUUUUACUUUUUUUUUUUUUUGGUUAAUUUUGUUUUGGCCAGAAAUGACUUUUACAUUGGAAGAAUAAUGAAAUAACAUUUGUUGUCGAUUGUUCAUUGUUAUUGGCAUGUACCUUAUUAUAAAAAAAAAAAGAAACAUAUUUAUACUACAAUGUGACUUAACAAAUACUAAUGUAGUUUAUGUGUUAUAAUCAAAUGUCACUUUUUUGAGAAGAUAGUUAUAUAAGUUAUAUUGUAAAAUGGUUUUGUAUUAAUUUUAUUAAGACUAUUUUUGUAAAUAAAAUA
Molecule: messenger RNA, 1901 nt
Organism: Eptesicus fuscus (big brown bat)
Lineage: Eukaryota; Metazoa; Chordata; Mammalia; Chiroptera; Vespertilionidae
Gene: PTX3
Product: pentraxin 3
Exons: 3
Coding region: 160-1308 (382 amino acids)
Biological process (GO): innate immune response
Molecular function (GO): complement component C1q complex binding
Source: RefSeq, a predicted model, not a curated record